AUGCCAUAUGGAAGGUUUGUUGUAUGGAGAUGGAAAACUUGCAAGGAAGCAAACUUGGAGCUUGAAAGUAAGGGUUUAUUUUGGUUGCAACAAAAACAGACGCGCAUUCUCAUCCUCAAAGAGCCAGUCAAAUGCAAUUACGAAAAAAUCACCACUCUUUCUAAGGCAACCAAUUUCGCACAGCCCCUUCUGGGGUCUUCUCUUCUCAAGUUCUCAUGCUACCUUGAUGGGAAGGGUAGGAAGAGACACAAGAAAAAGGUUUUGAACAAAGAACUCAAUAACUGA
This is a messenger RNA of Prunus armeniaca (apricot), 285 nucleotides long. NCBI's taxonomy places the organism in Eukaryota, Viridiplantae, Streptophyta, Magnoliopsida, Rosales, Rosaceae. The record is from the annotation of a GenBank genome assembly.